This is a messenger RNA of Octopus sinensis (East Asian common octopus), 1368 nucleotides long. Its product is annotated as 14-3-3 family protein artA. Gene Ontology annotation, biological process: signal transduction. The record is from RefSeq and is a predicted model, not a curated record. The transcript has a single exon. The coding region runs from base 56 to 841 and encodes 261 amino acids. Lineage: Eukaryota; Metazoa; Mollusca; Cephalopoda; Octopoda; Octopodidae. Gene Ontology annotation, cellular component: cytoplasm.
UAUGAAGAUAAAAAAGGUCGCAGCGCUUUUUUAUUCCUGAAAUUAGUGAUCAGAAAUGGCGGACAGGGAGGAACUAGUUUAUAUGGCCAAACUGGCUGAACAAGCUGAAAGGUACGACGAAAUGGUGAGCAAUAUGAAAAGCGUUGCGAACCAAGGUACAGAGCUGUCGGUAGAAGAACGUAACCUUUUGUCUGUUGCUUAUAAAAAUGUUAUAGGAGCUCGGCGGGCCUCUUGGCGAAUCAUAAGUAGCUUGGAGCAAAAGGAAGAUUCGAAAGGCAACGAACAACGUCUCCGUUUGAUUCGCAGUUACCGGGAAAAUAUUGAAAUUGAACUGAAGAAAAUCUGCGAGGAUGUUCUCGAUGUUCUCGACAAACAAUUGCUGCCAAUAGCCAGUUCUGGAGAGUCGAAUGUAUUUUACUUUAAAAUGAAAGGCGAUUAUCAUCGUUAUCUGGCGGAAUUCGCAAUUGGUGAUGACAGAAAAGAGACUGCCGAUGAAAGUCUGAAAGCUUACAAACGUGCUAGCGAUAUUGCUUCAAACGAGCUCACCUCUACGCAUCCGAUCCGACUUGGUUUGGCGCUCAAUUUCUCCGUGUUCUACUAUGAAACUCUUAGUAACCCCAUGAGAGCCUGCGCCUUGGCUAAAACCGCCUUCGAUGAAGCUAUUGCUGAGCUGGACACACUCAGCGAAGAAAGCUACAAAGAUUCCACGCUCAUCAUGCAGCUCCUUCGGGAUAAUCUCACCUUGUGGACAUCGGACAUGCAGACCGAGGAAUGUGACCAGAAGGCUGACCCGAAAGGGGAACAGCCACAGGAUGGAGGAGAUCCUGCGCCAGAAGCUUAAUGGAAAAAAAAAAAAAAAAAAAAGAAAUUUGUCGUAAAGUUUCUUUCGUUGAUAAGAAAAAAAAAAGAAAGAAAAAAACGAAACAGCUUUAUAAGAACAGCAACAGCCAAGGUCCCCCUUACUACUACUACUACUACGAUAACUACUACUAGUAGUCUACUUUGAACUAAUUAUAUACAUACACACACAGACACUCACAUAUAUAUAUACACACAUUAAGUAGUAGUCUAGCUGUUUCUUCUCUUUCCUCAUUACAUCUCUUUAAACAUCUUUCUUUCUCUACUAUGUCUGUCUGUCUCUGUCUCUCUCUGUCCCUUGCUGCUGCUGGGGCUGUACCUUCUAUACCCCACUUUACACCGUAAAAUAGUCGGCUGUUGCAGCAGUAAACCGAGCAGAAACAGUAACAAAACAACAACAACACAAAAUAUCAGAGAAAAGAAGACAAAAAAAAAAAAAAUUUGAAAAAAAGUCAAAGGAAAAAAAAAACAAACAAAAAACAACAAAAAAAAAAAACAAUUCAAUUUCCA